AAAAUAUCGCCAUUAUUGGCGACCCUUAGCCCACUGAGCUGUCGUCUAGAAUUUCCGAAUGCGAUUGUGCUGCUACAAAAAGCUUCCGAAAGCCAAACAGCUUUUUUUUGGUGAAAAUUGAAUGAAUUAUAUUCCCAACGCGCAACCAAUGGCCAAUAGCAUCUUCCCUCUCUUCCUCCUCUUCCUCUUCUUCCACUUUCCAUCCCUUUCUCCGGCCAAACUCCGCCCCGAUUUCUACUCCAACUCAUGCCCUCAGGCGGAAUCCAUCGUCCGUUCUGUGAUGCACAAAGCUUUCAUCAGAGAGCCUCGCAGCGUCGCCUCCGUUAUGCGCUUCCAGUUUCACGAUUGCUUCGUUGAUGGCUGUGAUGCUUCUAUGUUGCUAGAUGAUACGCCGACGAUGCUCGGAGAGAAACUUGCUCUUUCUAACAUAAAUUCGCUUAGAUCUUACGAAGUCGUCGAUGAAGUGAAAGCGGCCUUGGAGAAAGUCUGUCCUGGAAUCGUCUCUUGUGCAGAUAUCAUAAUUAUGGCAUCUAGAGACGCCGUUGCUCUGACGGGCGGGCCCAACUGGGCAGUGCGAUUGGGGCGGCUGGAUAGCUUAACAGCAAGCCAAGAGGACUCGAACAAUAUCAUGCCAAGUCCAAGAGCCAAUGCAACUUAUCUCAUUGACCUUUUCAACAAAUACAAUCUCUCUGUUAAAGAUUUGGUCUCUCUUUCGGGUUCACACUCGAUCGGCCAAGGCCGGUGUUUCUCUGUCAUGUUUAGACUCUACAACCAGUCAGGCACGGGGCAGCCGGACCCAGCCAUCGAGCCGAGCUUCAGAGAAGAGCUCUUCAAGCGAUGCCCUCAAGGUGGGGAUGAAAAUGUCACAGUCAACCUUGAUUCCACACCUUAUGUUUUUGACAAUCAGUACUUCAAGGACUUGGUUGGUGGGAGAGGGUUCUUGAAUUCUGAUGAAACUCUUUAUACAUUUGCUGAAACUAGAAGGUAUGUGAGAUUCUUUAGCAAAAAUCAAAAGGCAUUUUUCAGGGCGUUUGUGGAGGGUAUGUUGAAGAUGGGUGACUUGCAGUCUGGCCGCCCAGGGGAAGUAAGAAGGAACUGUCGGGUAGUUAAUGGCCAGUCUGUGAUCAUAUAAAUAUAGUUUUGUUUUUUUUUUUUUUAGGUUGAUGUAUGUUAAAAUUUUUGUUUAUCGUCCUCACAAGUUUGAUUUAAGUUUAUCAGAUGUUACUAUUAUUAUAGGAGAAGUAUAUGUGUAAAAGUUAGUUAUUCAUAGGAGUGCAACAAAAAAAACCAAAAAACGGAAAAAUCGAACCUAUUCAAAACGAUUCACGUUUGGUUUGUUUUUUAGUAUAAAAUUGGGAAUGUUGGUUUGUAUUUGGAGAAAA
Messenger RNA from Benincasa hispida (wax gourd), 1382 nucleotides. Its product is annotated as Peroxidase superfamily protein. The record is from RefSeq and is a predicted model, not a curated record. Lineage: Eukaryota; Viridiplantae; Streptophyta; Magnoliopsida; Cucurbitales; Cucurbitaceae. Gene Ontology annotation, molecular function: peroxidase activity; heme binding. Gene Ontology annotation, biological process: hydrogen peroxide catabolic process; response to oxidative stress.